AUGGGCAAAUGGGAGGAUGGGGAUGGAUGGGCCCUCACUCCUUGUUUUCUAGUGCCUGCACCCCCUAGCAAGCCUAAGCCUGCAAGCCCCAGGCAAUGCACCUCACGACCUGCGCACGGAGCACAAGUGACGGCGGAGGGCGUGGAGCAGCAGAGCAAACAGCGAGUCGCGUUGUCGUUGACGAGUGAGCACUUGUCGAGACGAAUCGAAUCCUGGUGGAAGACUGCAAACCCUAGCAAGGGUGGAGUUCAGUUCAAAGUGGAUCGCGCCUUUGACUUAUAUGUACCUGCAGAGGUCGUCACCACCACAAUCACCGUGGUCGUGGGUCAAACUGCUCUACCUGGAAUACUGGGUGUUUCUCCCUGGUGCGUACUAUGUAUACUUCGCCUCAUGCCUCGCAGCAUCUUCCCCGGCAGCGAGUGA
Fusarium fujikuroi IMI 58289 is the source of this 423-nucleotide messenger RNA. RefSeq lists its product as uncharacterized. The record is from RefSeq and is a predicted model, not a curated record. NCBI's taxonomy places the organism in Eukaryota, Fungi, Ascomycota, Sordariomycetes, Hypocreales, Nectriaceae. The transcript is spliced from 2 exons. The coding region runs from base 1 to 423 and encodes 140 amino acids.